GUACUGCUAAUCCUAGGCUAAAAAUGAAUGCUAAUGAAAUGCACAAGGAGCUUUUGAAAAGAGUGACAGAUAAUGAAAUUUCCAAAGAUGAUAUGCUAAAAGUUUUUACAAUUACGAAUUAG
Funneliformis caledonium is the source of this 122-nucleotide messenger RNA. Lineage: Eukaryota; Fungi; Glomeromycota; Glomeromycetes; Glomerales; Glomeraceae. The record is from the annotation of a GenBank genome assembly.